AACGUGCAAGAAAAGUGUCAACCUCAGGAACCUCCAAACAUCAGCAAACCCGCUGAUUACCAAGUAGAAACAGCAGAGGGCGCAUUGUUGUGAGCAGCAGGAGAGAGGAGUGUCUACAACAGGAAACUCAGCCCUCGAAAAGUUUUACUGGUCUAACUGGCUGAGCAUGGCUUCAGUGAAUUAUUUACCUUAUCCACAGGAUGGACGCUUCUGGGAUGACGAAGGAGUGGCAGUAAAUUUAACAGAACAGCUGCUCCAGAUGACCAGAUCUCUGCGGAUUUGUGCUCUUCUGUGCUGUGGAGAAAUGCUGUCAAAGUGAAACACCCAGAAAGACGAGAACAACUUCCUAAAAUGUGAUGGAUCCCUUUGAAAGGGGAAAUGGAAAAAUCCAGAGUCAAGAUGCCGAAGACUACGACGUCCCCUUGCCUCUCACUGAGGAUCCACUUGGAAAGCAUGUUUAUGAGGACGUUGUUUUGCCAGAAGUUGAUGAAACCCAUUUGCAUGAACGCAGCCCAGCUGAAUUCCAGCCCAAACCUCCACCUCAUCUCAUGGGGGACACAGGAGGAAAUCUGUGUAACACAGACCAAAAAGGCAAGAAAGAGCCUCCACCAGUCCCACUCCGGCCCCCUACUCUCAGAACCAGACUUCCCAGUGAGUGCCAGGCAGGAAGACAAGUCCCAGCUCCUCCUCCUGUGCCCCCCAGGUCACGAUUUCUCUUCAGUAACUCUAACAAGCAGUUUUCUUUUGACCUCACUGAGCCUGCUCACAAACUUCACCGCUCCAAGACAGAAAUAGACGAUGACCCAUGGGCCAUAAACCUCAUAGACACUCCAGAAGGCAGCACCAGGAGUCUGGCUUCCUUUUGCGCUGCAACUUCUAAGCUAAUGUCACGUUACAAGUACACAGAUAGUGUUCAUAACUCAGGUGUGGUAUGGGCUCGAGUGUCACACAUCCACCCUGCUCUGCUGCAGCAUGUAGAGGUAAAUGUCAGUGUGGCCAGAGACUGGGACCACCACAAGCUGCCCUUCCCCACCCCAGUGAAUAGGACAGUGAGGAGUCUGAUUGAUGAAAUCUUCCUGCUGCUGGAUCUCACCCCUAACACAAUCGAGAAUUAUGUUUUAAAACUAUGUGACUCUGACCAGUAUCUCCAAAAUGAGGAACUGCUUGGCAUGCAUGAGGUAAUUCAGAUGUCCUGCAAGCUGAAACUAGAAGUCCCCCUCCGGCUGCUUCAUUUGAACAACCUCAAGCACUGUCUGCCCAGGGAUGAGGAUGAUGACAGGACAUCAUGUCAGCUGUACCUGCUCCUGCAGCCCGUCUGUGUGCACAACGCCUGCAAGCUGAGCCUUCAAGAUGUUCUCAACAGCUACAAAAGAGAGGUGGCAGAGCUAAUGAGGAGUAAGUCUGGAAUGAAUGCUAACGUGCUCGUUGGCUGUGUUCGCACCAUCAGCAAUCUUCUGUGUGGGAUUUCGUGCCCGGAGUUGGAGGAUGCAAUCGGGGCUCUCAACAGAGUUAAACCCAUGCUGCUGAGUCAUGAUGAGAUGACAGACUGUGAGAUAGCUAUGGUCAUGCUCCACCAGUCGCUGUUAAAAGUCCUUCAAAUCUUUUUUGACAACUUCCACACAGACUUCAGAUGUCUGAGAGGAAACUGCAACCCAAAAACCCUCGACGUUGAGUACAACACUGAAAUCUUCCAAUUCAGCAUUGCUGCCCUCUACCAACUGCAGUUCGCUUGGAUGACAAAUUUCGAGUGUUUCUCUGUUUCCUGUGAGCUGACAUACGGAGGAACAAAGAUCUGUGACACUGGCAUUUCUGAAAACAUCAGCACCGCCCUUUCGUAUGGAAACAAGAUCAAGUGUAACCGCAUGAUGGUGUUUCCAGUUCCUGUCAUUCAGCUGCCAUACGAGAGCAUGUUAACAUUUCGACUAAAGGGCUCCAAGCGAGGGAAAACCCCCGAGCUUCUAGGCUGGGCUGUACUACCUCUUUACAGGAACAGGUCUCUGGUCACAGGAACCGUUCUGCUCAGUAUGUCCUGUUUGGCUGAGCUUCCUUCUCUUCCGUCUCCUGCUCUGUUUGACAGCCACAGACAAGCAGCUGGGGUCAUACUGCAGCUCGAGUUUCAGAACGAGCAGGAGUGGAAAUAUCAGAGGCCAAUUGCACUACCAGGGUCAGCCAUUUUUACUCAGCCUUGUGAGGACUUGCAUAAGAAAAUGCUGGAUGUCUCAAAGAAGCAUUGUCUCUGUUUUCUGACACAAAAUGAGAAGGCCUUCCUCUGGACAAAGCGCUAUUGUAGUGAUAAAUCCAGUACUUUCCUCCACCUGCUGCUUGGUGGAGCUCCCAGAUGGCAACCUGAAGACUUGACAGAAAUCUACACUAUUGUAGAAAACUGGCCCAUUCAUCAACCUGAGGAGGCCCUCUUCCUGCUCAGUGACAGUUUUCAUGAUCAGACUGUGAGGAGAGCUGCAGUCCAGUUCUUUGAACAAAUACCUGAUGUGGAGCUGGAAGUAUUUCUGCCUCAGUUAGUCCAGGCUCUUAAGAGUGAGUGGGAGCUGGAUGGACCUUUGGUGAUGAUGCUGUUGGAGAGAUCGCUGAAGAGCAUACGAAUUGCCCAGCAGUUCUACUGGCUGCUAGAGGACGCCCACAUUGAUCCAUACUAUCAGAGUUGGUUUACUAAGGUUCAGGCAGCCCUGCAGCACUGCUGUGGUCGGACACUAAGGCAGGAGCUGGAGCAGGAAACCCGCCUUGUGUCUGUCCUCAUGCAGGUGGCUGAGAAGGUUCGUACUGCUGACAAGGCUCGACGCAAGAAUGUUCUGAUGAAAGAAAAGUUGAAGAUCAACGAGUUCUUCAAAGAUGGGACCAGCUGUCGUUUGCCUCUUGAUCCUGCAGUACAUAUAAAGGCCUUGGACGUGGAUGCCUGUAAGUUUUACAACUCUAAUGCUGCUCCUCUGGGGAUCUCAUUCAUCUGCUCUGACCCGCUGGCCAAGAACAUCAGCGUCAUCUGCAAGACAGGAGAUAACCUGCAACAGGACAUGCUGGUUCUUCAGAUAGUGCGUGUGAUGGAUAGGAUUUGGCUCCAGGACGGGCUCGACAUGCAGAUGAUCACCUACAGGUGUCUUUCUACAGGAAAAGAUCAGGGCUUGGUUGAAGUGGUUCCAGAAGCAGUGACUCUGGGGAAGAUUCACCAAGAGUGGGGUCUGGGUGGCACCCUUAGAGAAGACACUCUAGAGAAAUGGUUUCACAUGUGGAACAAAACCAAGGAAGACUAUGAGAAGGCUGUGAUGAACUUCAUAAACUCCUGUGCAGGGUGGUGUGUGGCCACCUUCAUUCUGGGGAUCUGUGACCGCCACAAUGACAACAUCAUGUUGAAACACAGCGGACACAUGUUCCAUAUCGACUUUGGUAAGAUCAUGGGCAAUGCGCAGAAGUUUGGAACCUUUAAGAGAGACCGAUCCCCAUUCAUCUUUACGUCUGAGAUGCAACACUUCAUCACAGGCGGGGGGCAGAAGCCUCAAAGGCUGCAUCGCUUUGUGGAAGUCUGCUGUGAAGCUUACAACAUAGUCAGGAAGCGUUCUGCACUGAUACUCAGCCUGUUGGAGCUGAUGUUACAUGCAGGAAUGCCAGAACUUAAGGACUCUAAUGACCUGCAGUAUGUCCAGAACAACCUCAGACCUCAUGACACAGACCUGGAGGCCACAUCCUACUUUACAAAGAAGAUCAAGGAAAGCAUGGGCUGUGUUGCAGUCAAGUUUAACUUCUUGACACACGCCAUGGCUCAAGGGAAGAAACCACAGCCCCUGUCCCAGGACGGCAUCCCCGCUCCGAGCACAAAUAUCCAAGAAGCCAUCAUCCAGGGGUACACCGUCAGGUCAAAGGACGUGAUCUAUGACCUGAGGGUAACCAUUCAUGAUGGUUUUCUGACAAGUGAGAAGACAUACGGGCAGUUUGAGCUGAUCCAUAAGCAGCUGCAGAAAUACUUCAUUGAAUCUAAGCUGCCUCAGUUUCCUACAUGGUAUCAGAUGUCAUUCACCCCAUCCAGGAGGAUGUUUCUACUAAAUAAAUACCUCAAACAGCUUUUUGAGGGGCCUUGCAAGGGAAAUGAAUAUGUGUGCAGCUUGUUUCUUGAUGGCCCCAACAUCGUUCAAGAAAGUGUAGCUGCAGGAGUUUGUCCUCAGAUUCAGCUUUACAUUUCUUACUCAGACGCCAAGCUCUCAGUUCUGGUAAAACACUUGAAAAACAUUAAACUAGCAAACGGUUCAAACCCUGAUGCCUACGUGGUCACACAUCUGAGACCGGACCCUCAGCAGCGCUCCAAGAAGAAGACGAAGGUGGUCCGCAAUCAUGAUAACCCCACCUUCAAUGAGCUGCUGGAGUACAAUAAUGUCCACAUGCUGUAUGGGAUGGUGCUGGAAGUGACCGUAAAGAGCAAGAAGAACUUUGUAGCUGCCACAAACAUUAAACUGGAGAAGGAGCUGCUUGACAAGGAGACAUGGUUUCCACUGGGGAACUGUGCAAUCUGACCUUAGGGAGGUGCACUGCAAGCUUCCUGCCUGCAGAGGGGGCAACAACACCAGUCCAAUAAUGUUGUACUGCAUGAGUGAGAGAGAUGAAUUCAGCUGAGUAGAGGAACUACACACUGUGAUUAAAACCUAUUUAUGAGAUAAAACUUUUGCCCAAUCCAGAGCUGAAGAAGCCCAGUGUGGAUGAGGGAUUUGGAUGACGUUACAAGUCUGAGAAAAGGACUCAGAGGAAGCUGUUUACUGUGUGAAACAUCUUUCAAAGCAUGCCUACUAGUGAAUAUUGAUCAAAUUAAGAACAUUUACAGCCACUCAGAUAGAUGGUGCCACUUGAUGGUGGAUGAAGGAGAAACCCUGUUUGUUUUAACAUAUUUGCACUUUCAUUUGUACUUUGUUUUAUUCACCGUGCAUCCAUCCAUUCCUUGUAAAGGUGUGUUUAAGACUACAGAUGUGACAGAUCAAAGAGGAGGUGAUGCCCUCCUGCUAAAAGCUGCAUAUCUACCCAUACUAAGUGUGUUUGUCCCUUUGGGCCGUGUCCACCGGAUGCCCUUGACCAGUGAAAUUGGAGGUGGGAGACAGGAGAAGGGUGAGGUGAGUGGGGGACAUGGGUGAGCAGAGUGUGUGAGCAGGAUGACAACUCUCUCUCUCUGGCCUGAGGGCCUGAGUUAACACUACCCCCCCUCGCUUCAUCCUUUGUCUUAUCCAUCAGUGGCAUUCAAGCACAGUUAUGCACAUGCAUGCACAAACAGGCAGGGGCAGACACUCACCUGCCCACACUAAAAAAAACCCAGAAAAAGCUCCUCCACACUCGCACAGUCUUUCUAAGGCUAAAACAGGUCCUCAUGUUAUCUUAAUGCCUUACUCCUCCUGUCAGGCCUGCUGACCCAUACUCUCCUCUGCCUCAUUCACAGGAUUUAGUGAGGAUAGAAAUAGACUGCUCUGCACUGGACUCGGUUCAAUUAUGAAUAUGUCUGCAGAUAGUAUUUACAUUAUGCCCUGCUAAGGCUUUCACAGGGAGGCAGACUUGGCUGCUGCUCUUUCAUAGUAGCACUCAUGGACUAUUUAUGUAUCCUGGCAUCACCCAUCAGUUUUAGUUCCUGGUAGAAAAAAUCAAAAGCAACAUUUUGAAUAGAUGAUUAAUGCUAAAACACUACUACAUCUUGUGUUUGGAUAAUAGACUCUCCUACAAUAAUGGCACUAGCAUCAAUUAUUAAUUCUAUUAUAAGAGUCUAAAAUCCCACUCAAGGGAUUUCUCCAUUUCUUUAGGGAUGCAUGCAGAGUUAUUCAUGAAAGAAUCCUUUAAGUUCUGCUGGAGCCUUCUUUUCCUUUGCAACA
Cheilinus undulatus (humphead wrasse) is the source of this 5846-nucleotide messenger RNA. It is a transcript of the gene pik3c2g, whose product is annotated as phosphatidylinositol-4-phosphate 3-kinase catalytic subunit type 2 gamma. Gene Ontology annotation, biological process: cell migration; phosphatidylinositol-mediated signaling; phosphatidylinositol 3-kinase/protein kinase B signal transduction. The record is from RefSeq and is a predicted model, not a curated record. NCBI's taxonomy places the organism in Eukaryota, Metazoa, Chordata, Actinopteri, Labriformes, Labridae. Gene Ontology annotation, molecular function: 1-phosphatidylinositol-3-kinase activity; phosphatidylinositol binding; 1-phosphatidylinositol-4-phosphate 3-kinase activity. Gene Ontology annotation, cellular component: plasma membrane; phosphatidylinositol 3-kinase complex; cytoplasm. The coding region runs from base 357 to 4514 and encodes 1385 amino acids. The transcript is spliced from 34 exons.